AUGAAGACAACAAUUCGGGUAGUGCAAAACCUGGAAUAUAGCAGCGAGAUCCAGCGUGUUUUAACAGGUGAGCCCUGCAAAUAUAUGCAAAAUUUGUGUCCUUUAUUGGACCAUGAAGGUUUACUGCGAGUUGGUGGCCGACUGCGCCAUUCCAAGCUACCAUUCGACGUGAAGCACCAGUGGAUUUUGCCAGCUAAUAAUCCAGUGGUUCGAAGUCUAAUCAAGGCAAUACAUCAGGAGAACCUGCAUAUAGGUCCGUCAGGACUGAUGGCGAUUCUUCGACAACAGUUUUGGAACCCUAAGUGUCGCAACACCAUACGACUGAUUACGAGAAGCUGUGUUCGUUGUUUCAAGGUAAAUCCAAAAACAUUGAACCAAUUUAUGGGAGAUCUUCCUGGAUGUCGCUUGGAAAAAGCUCCUGCAUUUUUGAAGGUUGGUGUGGAUUUCGCCGGGCCCAUUAUGAUAAGGCAGGGCGUCCGUAAAUCAAUUCCAGUGAAGGGCUACAUUUGCGUUUUCAUUUGCAUGGUCACCAAGGGAAUACAUUUGGAGGCGGUGGAAAAUCUCUCGACAGUUGCCUUUCUGGCAGCUUUGCAACGUUUCGUGUCUAGACGUGGAGUCCCUGAGGAAAUUUAUUCCGACAACGGAACAAAUUUUGUGGGAGCAAAGAAUGAACUAAGGGAACUGUAUGAAAUGUUCAAGAAGCAAAUGACAGAGCAGAAAAUUUUUGAGUUUUGUCAGCCAAACCAGAUUCAGUGGAAGACCAUCCCACCAAAUCCUCCGCAUUUCGGCGGAUUGUGGGAAGCGGGAGUAAAGAGUGUGAAAACCGUGUUAAGGAAAAUUUGUAACCCAGCAUCACUUACCAUCGUUGAAUUCAGUACGUUGCUUUGUCAGAUCGAGGCCAUAUUGAAUUCGAGGCCGUUGUUUGCACACUCGGAUGAUCCUCAUGACCAGGAAGUCCUGACUCCGGGGCAUCUAAUGAUUGACCGUCCGCUUACAGCGAUUCCUGAGCCCACUUGCGAGGGCAUACCGCAGAAUAGAUUGUCGCGAUGGCAAUACAUUCAGGUUCUUCGAGACCAUUUCUGGAAGCGAUAG
Molecule: messenger RNA, 1092 nt
Organism: Topomyia yanbarensis
Lineage: Eukaryota; Metazoa; Arthropoda; Insecta; Diptera; Culicidae
Exons: 1
Coding region: 1-1092 (363 amino acids)
Biological process (GO): DNA integration
Molecular function (GO): nucleic acid binding
Source: RefSeq, a predicted model, not a curated record